AUGGCGUAUAACGGCCUUACGGUGCCUCUCAUCGUAACGAACGUGUUCUCGGGCUCUGUCCGCUUCUGCGUGCUCUGGUUCAUCCCUAAGGGUCCCAACCGGGGAGUUACCAUCACCAUGUUGGUAACCUGUUCAGUUUGCUGCUAUCUCUUUCGGCUGAUUGCAAUUCUGGCCCAACUCAACCCUCUCUUUGGACCACAGUUGAAAAAUGAAACCAUUUGGUACCUCAAGUAUCAUUGGCCUUAAGGAGGAAGACCUGCUCUCCAGGGCUCCAUCAUUGAGGUCACGAGGAGAAUUCCUCUAGAUGCAAAAUCAACUCC
Neomonachus schauinslandi (Hawaiian monk seal) is the source of this 320-nucleotide messenger RNA. RefSeq names its product V-type proton ATPase subunit e 1-like. Bases 1 to 246 code for a protein of 81 amino acids. The transcript has a single exon. Gene Ontology annotation, cellular component: proton-transporting V-type ATPase, V0 domain. Lineage: Eukaryota; Metazoa; Chordata; Mammalia; Carnivora; Phocidae. Gene Ontology annotation, molecular function: proton-transporting ATPase activity, rotational mechanism. Gene Ontology annotation, biological process: proton transmembrane transport. The record is from RefSeq and is a predicted model, not a curated record.